AUGGGGCCGCAGACCCCGUGUGUGCAGCUGCCCCCGAACGGGGGCUCCCGGGCGCCCGGCCCCGCGCUCGGCUCCCGCAGGGGCCGUACGCGGUGGCAGCCCGUGCCCCCCCCCUCCUCCGGCGCCUUUUCCUCCAGUCCCCCCGGCAGAGCUGGACGGGGCGCGCAGCUUCCUGGAAUCCGGCGCCGCGUUCCAACCCCGCGCGGAGCGGCCAAGUCCGGCCCCGCGUCCUCCGCCCAGACCGGGGGCGGCCCAGGGGAGCGGGCGGACGGACGGACGGACACGCGGAGCCCGGCCAGGCCGCACCUCGGGCUCAGCGCCGCCCCAGCGCGAGGCCCGGACCCCCCCGGCGCUGCGCCGCUCCCGUGGCACCGCGGGGUUCCGCUCGCCGCCCCGCAGCCCCGAACCCGCGGCGCUUCCUGCCGCGCGAUGGCAGCGCCGGAUGUGACACGGAGCGGUGGGGCCGCCGCCCUGCGCGUCUGUGUGUCCCCGCUGCCCCCGCCGACUCCCCCCAGGUUCCGCGGGGGCACCGGGGCCGUGCCCCCCCCCCUCGCUGCCCCCCCCGGCACUGCCCGGCACGCCCGCGCCCGCAGCUUCCCCUCGCCGCUCUCGAUUCCCAGGACGCGCGGUUUCGGUUCGGUUCGGCCCCGUGUCCUCGCGUCCCCUGUGACACUGCCGGCCCCCCAGCACCCCCCGCCCUCCGUAACCCCGCGCAGAGGACGCCGCCACCCGCACCCCACGCGCACACCGCCGUGA
Molecule: messenger RNA, 756 nt
Organism: Tympanuchus pallidicinctus (lesser prairie-chicken)
Lineage: Eukaryota; Metazoa; Chordata; Aves; Galliformes; Phasianidae
Exons: 1
Coding region: 1-756 (251 amino acids)
Source: RefSeq, a predicted model, not a curated record